UCUUUUUUUUUUAUAACUAAAAAAAAAAAUGAUGACAGCCGAUAAUUCAGCUAUUUUUACAGAAACCAAUGAUUUAAUUGCUCAAAUGGCUGAACUUGAGGGUGGACUACACGCCUUGUUAGAAAAAGUCAAGGGGGAUUCACAAAUGACCAAAGAUAUUUCGACAUUUCUAAAAAAGAGAGCAUUUUUAGAAGAAAGUUAUGGUAGGGAUAUGGUCAAAGUGGCCCAGGCAACAGCUGAAGCAUUUGAUAAGGCACAUCCAAAAUCAGGAACAUUUGGUGAUGUCUGGAUAUCGAUGCUCAAGGUACAUGAGAACAUUGGAAACCAGCGCAUCAAAUUCGCUGCUUCUAUCUCAGAUUCAGCAGAAGAUUUGUUAUCAUUAGGCAGAAAUAUUGAAAAAGACAGAAAGAAGAUUAAAGAUGCUGGUAUGCAUUACGAAAAAUUAGUGGCUGAUGCAGAUUUGCAGUUGGAAAAAAGUAAGCAAAAGUUUGAAAACACAAAUGAAGAAUGGGGAAGGGCUGUGUCACAAAGAAAUCAAGAACCUACACAAGCAACAAAAAAAAACCUGUUUAGAUCCAGUAGGACACCUGCUCAACUUGAUCGAACAGAAAUUGAUUGCAGAAACAAAAUGGAUGCUGCUGAUGCUCAAUACAAGGCUCAACAAAAAAAGACGAUUCAAACACAUGCAGAAUAUUACGAGACACAUUUACCAAAAAUACUUCGGGACUUGAAAGCAGUGGAUGAUGAAUGUAGUGUGGCUCUUCGAUAUCAAUUAGCUAGUUAUGCGUACACAUUUGAACAAGCAUUAACAGAAGAUGGGUUAGCAUUAGAUAAUGAUCAAGGCAACGGACUAAGAGGAUUAAUUACCAAGAUUGACAGAGAAGCAGAUUGGACAGAAUUCGUACGAUUAUGUGCAGAACGAAGCGCAAAGAUUCAAAAGGCAGAUAGUGUCCAACACGAUCAUAUGGCCAUGAUGAAUGGAAAUUUUAGCAAUAACCAAGUAUUUGGUGUUCCACUUGAGCAACAGGCAGAGAUGUCAGAAGAUAUGGUCCCUGAUAUUCUAAAGCAAUGCGCUACUGUGGUUGAACAAUACGCAUUAAGUUCUGUAGGUAUCUAUCGUUUGUCUGGCACAAGCAGCAAGAUACAAAAGCUCAAGUACAAAUUUGAAAGUGGGGAUCCCAAUCCUAUCUCAGAAGAAGACUUGUCAGAUAUCAAUAAUGUGACAGGCGUAUUAAAGCUUUGGUUCAGAGAACUGCCUGACCCAUUAUUCCCCUCUGCAACCUAUCAUCAAUUUUUGGAAGCUGCGAAGUUAUCUGAUGAUCGUAGCCGAGUCAUUGGUCUGCAUACAAUUAUCAAUGAAUUAUCAGAUGCACAUUAUGCUACACUCAAAUAUCUCAUGUGUCAUCUUUAUAAAGUUCAAUCGUAUCAACGAUUUAACAAGAUGGGUGCUGCCAAUUUGGCUACUAUUUUUGGCUUAACUUUAAUGAGUAAUGAAUUAGGCUCUCAGAUACAGAUGUCUAGUCAUGAUAAUCAAAGAUUUGCAGAGUCACAGUUACAAGCUAAAGUUGUUCAGACGAUUCUAGAAAACUACACGGAAAUUUUUGAAGAGGAAUAAAGAAAUAAGUGUGCAUUCCUAAAGACUGAUAGCUAGAAAAAAAAAGAGCAUG
Messenger RNA from Gilbertella persicaria, 1667 nucleotides. RefSeq names its product Rho GTPase activation protein. Gene Ontology annotation, cellular component: cytoplasm. The transcript is spliced from 12 exons. Bases 29 to 1615 code for a protein of 528 amino acids. The record is from RefSeq and is a predicted model, not a curated record. NCBI's taxonomy places the organism in Eukaryota, Fungi, Mucoromycota, Mucoromycetes, Mucorales, Choanephoraceae. Gene Ontology annotation, biological process: signal transduction; regulation of GTPase activity.